AUGGAGUUGACGUCGACACCGCAGAUUACCAAACGGCUGCUGUCUGCCUCGUCCUCCGAGCAGUCCAAGCGGCAACGGACGAGCGAUGAUGACCCAGCACCACAUCUCCCUUUCAACACUGAAGCUCCGAUUAGAGCUUUUUUCUGCGGAGUGUCGGAUUCCGUUCGCUGGAUAUUCGAGCGUGGAGGAGGGACAACGGUCCAGCUCGCCGAGGCGGAAUAUGUCGUAUGCGCCUCCGGGGAAGUGAAGGGUCGUCCAGAAACCGCAGUGCUCGUGUCUGAGGACUGGGUGUGGAGCUCGUGGGCAACGGGCAGGCUCAUGGACCCAUCCGAGUUUCCGGUCCCUACUGGCCCAGCGCAAGAUGUGGAGACGGCUCCUCCGGUCUUGCUCUCGGGGGACGACAUCUCAGCCGGCCAUGUCUCUCCCAAAAGCAACAGUUCUACCUCCAGCAGCACGUUCUCAGCUCUUGCAUUGGCAUAUUCACCACCUUCCCCGGAGCCUUCCGCGGCACCUGCCGUCAUCGUUGCUGAAGAACUUAUCGUCUCUACCCAUUCCUCGCCUCCAAAAUCCCCGCCCUUUGCCGCCUCAGAAGAGUGUGAUCGAGACGCCAACAUACACUUGCCAACUACAAUGCCCGUGGCUCACAAGAAGCGCGUAGAGCUUUUGAUUCUCGCGCUUCGUAAGUGGAGUAAACGUGGUAGUCUGCUGGUCUUCCUUCGAGACACAGGCAUCACGUCGGCACCCAACCUUUAUUAUCAACAUCGCCAGUGCAUCCACGAGAACGUCCCAGGUUUGUCCGAGAGGGUCUAUGCACCUGACGUCGAUUCCGAUGACGCCGAAUGCGAAGGAGAUUCAGACGCUAUUCGACUACCGAAAACGAUCCCGAAACAUCACAAACCUCGCGUCCGCGCUAUCAUUCAAGCACUCCAUACAUGGAACGGCCGCGGCUCUCUCUCCGACUUUCUGAGAAGACUUCCGAUUACCUCAGCGCUGCGACUAUACUACCAACAUCACCAAACUAUUGCGGAGCAUGUGCCUGGAUUGUUGGAACGACGGGACAUCAACGACUGGACCGAGGAGGGCAGCGGGUAUGGAGAAGACCUCUUACCGUUGCCGGCAACGGUCCCGUUGAAGCAUACCGCUCGGGUUUGGGCAAUCAUCCUCGCAUUACGCCGCUGGGACAAGCGCGCGUUCCACAAGUUCAUCAAAGGCCUGGACGUACCCAAUGCCAUGGCCCUGUUUUACCUGCAUCGACAGUGCAUCGAAGACCGUGUUCCGGGUCUGUCGCAGCUUCGACAAGACAAUUCGGACUUGCAACUUCCUGUUGAGUCAGGCGAGACUACAGAGACUCUUCCCGCGUACAUCUCCUCAAACCAUGCUCCGCGAGUUUCGCUGCUUAUUCGCAAGCUGAAGGAAUGGGACAAGCAAGGCAACCUGACCUCGUUCAUCAAAAGCCUGCACAUCUCGUCGGGAUUGAACAUAUACUAUCGAUAUCGGGCAUAUAUCGCAGAGCAGGUGCCCGGCCUCCCAGGCUACGAAGCGAAGGCGUUUCCAGCAACGGAUCGGUAG
Molecule: messenger RNA, 1569 nt
Organism: Trichosporon asahii var. asahii CBS 2479
Lineage: Eukaryota; Fungi; Basidiomycota; Tremellomycetes; Trichosporonales; Trichosporonaceae
Exons: 2
Coding region: 1-1569 (522 amino acids)
Source: RefSeq, a predicted model, not a curated record